UGGUAUCUCGACAUCAUGGUUCUUCUGCAGGCAGAGAAAGCUUCCUGGAACUCUAUUGGAAUAUUUAAAAUGUCCAACAUCACAGGGAAAAGACGUGACCUAGUGCCUUCCGAACCUGCAGCCGGUAACUCUGAUAUGGAGAGUGACAAUAGUGAUAGUGAUGAGGAGGAUGAGGAUGAGGAGCUUGGUGGAUCUGGGAGUCCAAGUUUGCAGUUGCGCAAGGUAGCUCAUGAAGGAUGUGUAAACCGUAUACGUGCUAUGGCACAAAAUCCCCAUAUAUGCGCAUCUUGGGCAGAUAAUGGUUAUGUUCAGGUAUGGGACUUCAGCUCUCAUCUGAAUGCUUUAGCAGAAUCAGAAACACAAGGUGCUCAGGGGGCUUUGUCAGUUUUCAAUCAGGCCCCAUUAGUUAAGUUUAAGCACAAAGAUGAAGGCUAUGCUAUAGACUGGAACCCUAUUGUUCCGGGAAGGCUUGUAUCUGGGGACUGCAAGAAUUGUAUUUAUCUGUGGGAGCCUACAUCUGAUGAGGCAUGGAAUGUUGAUACCAAUCCAUUUAUUGGUCAUACUGCGAGUGUCGAAGAUCUACAGUGGAGCCCUACAGAACCUCAUGUGUUUGCCUCUUGUUCUGUGGAUGGGACUAUUGCAAUAUGGGAUGCACGUUUAGGGAAGUCAGCAGCAGCAUCUUUCAAGGCUCAUAAUGCAGAUGUGAAUGUUAUAUCUUGGAACAGGCUGGCUAGCUGUAUGUUGGCAUCUGGAAGUGAUGACGGGACAUUUUCCAUUCGUGAUCUCAGAUUGCUCAAGGAAGGAGAUUCUGUAGUGGCACAUUUUGAAUACCAUAAACACCCUAUAACAUCCAUUGAGUGGAGUCCACAUGAAGCCUCUACUUUGGCUGUUUCAUCAUCAGACAAUCAGCUAACAAUAUGGGACCUUUCCUUAGAAAAGGAUGACGAAGAGGAGGCAGAGUUCAGAGCUAAAAUAAAAGAGCAAGUAAAUGCCCCUGAAGAUCUACCUCCACAACUUCUGUUUAUUCAUCAGGGUCAGAAAGACUUGAAAGAAAUACAUUGGCAUUCACAGAUUCCAGGAAUGAUCGUAUCUACUGCAGCAGAUGGUUUUAACAUCCUGAUGCCUUCAAACAUACAAACUACCCUCCCCUCGGAUGGUGCUGAAACUCGCAUAUGAUCUGUUGCUAGCUUC
Messenger RNA from Juglans microcarpa x Juglans regia, 1191 nucleotides. RefSeq names its product glutamate-rich WD repeat-containing protein 1-like. The transcript is spliced from 9 exons. Bases 16 to 1176 code for a protein of 386 amino acids. The record is from RefSeq and is a predicted model, not a curated record. Gene Ontology annotation, molecular function: protein binding. Lineage: Eukaryota; Viridiplantae; Streptophyta; Magnoliopsida; Fagales; Juglandaceae.